AUGGUCCGCUGCUUUGAGGACCCCGACAUUACUCACGUCGACGGCUCCGUCGACCCCGCCCGCGACAUCGAGACGAUCAACUUGGAGCUGAUCAUCGCGGACAUCACCCAGCUCGAGAACAGGAAGCAGAAGCUGAUCAAGGACGUUCGGGGCAAGGUGAAGGGGGCCCAGGAGGAGAGCGACGUGCUCGACAAGAUCCUGGCCGUCCUGGAGGAGGGCAAGCCAGCGCGCUCGACGAACCUCAACGAGGACGAGCAGGCAAUGGUGAAAAAGUUCUCCCUGAUCACCAUGAAGAAGGUCUUGUACGCGGCGAACGUCGCGGAGGAGGACCUCGGCACAGGCGGGGCGCGGGGGUGCCCGCGGGGGGCGGCGCAGCCCCCGCUGGUCAUUUUCGACGUCGCGCUGGCCUGGAUGAAGACGAGAUGCACCGUGGCAGACUUGAGGAAGCUGUCGGAUGGGCGCAGUAGGCAUACGGAGUCCAACAGUGACAUAGGCACACUUCAUGGCUGCAACGUUUUCGAAGUGUUUGGAGUCACGAAGUUGGCGGAGUUGAACACUUCCUCGCGCUUCAGCAUUCCUGGACGAAUCCUUGUUGUAGCUUUGAGCAGCAUGAGCUCAGCGUCCUUCUCGAUCCAUGGGCUGCUGGUUUCGCAGAGGUGGAGCCCGGGGUAUGUUUUCCCACGGCCAGAAUUUGAGAUCGGGACCGCCGCAUUUCUGGAGUGGUUGGAAAAUGGCGCUGUGGCGUUCAUUUACUUCGUGCUUGGCGUGAUCUUCCCUAUGCUGACGAGACAUAAGCACGUUCAGUUGGAGCGGACGCUGAGCGUUGCAAACCGCUACAGCUGGGCAGAAGCUGAAGCGAAUCUGAUAUCCCGUUAUGCGAACAUUUGUUUCUCCUAUGUCGUGUGGUCGGCGACUUUCGUAUUGGGCAUGUUUGCGCCAGUACUGAUUUGGCUGCCCCGAUUGUACGGAGAUGACAUUACGGAGCAAAUCCGGGUUUGCUUUUGGGUUGAGGUCAGCGUCUUCAUUUGGUCCAUCAGUAUGCUCUUCAUUGGACCUUCCAGGGUUGAAGAAAUCGGAACAAAAGCCGUAGAAAGUGUUGUCGCAGGGGUCUGUAAGGAGUUGGACGACAUGAGCACCGAGAGUAUCAGGUGGGAAAGGGUACUGAGCAUAGUCAAGGCGACCGAUUACUUACUGGCGGACACAUUCCAGUGGAGUUGCCUCGGGCGCUUGGUAGUCGUUCGUGUCUCCAUGCUCUUCUCGCUCGCAGCGGGAUUCGGCUGUGUCGGAAUUGUCCACUACAAUGAAGCCACUAGGAAGGGCGCAAUGUGCUGA
Molecule: messenger RNA, 1332 nt
Organism: Prorocentrum cordatum
Lineage: Eukaryota; Dinophyceae; Prorocentrales; Prorocentraceae
Source: the annotation of a GenBank genome assembly